UAGGGUAAGCAGGCAGAGAGAGUCCUCCUGGAACUGAACCAGGCAGCUUGAAGAUUCAUGUGGAGCUCCUUAACCCGCAGCCUCUCUGACCAUUCAGUUGGCAAAGCCCUGCAGACCAUGAAGACUGGUCAAAGACAGAACAAAGGGAUGAGGACGCGACUGGGAUGUCUCUCUCACAAGUCAGACUCAUGUAGUGAUUUCACGGCGAUUCUUCCUGACAAACCCAACCGGGCUCUAAAGAGACUAUCCACAGAAGAAGCCACGAGGUGGGCAGACUCCUUUGAUGUGCUUCUCUCCCAUAAGUAUGGGGUGGCUGCGUUCCGUGCCUUCUUGAAGACGGAGUUCAGCGAGGAGAACCUGGAAUUCUGGUUGGCCUGUGAGGAGUUCAAGAAGACCAGGUCAACUGCAAAACUGGUCUCCAAGGCCCAUAGAAUCUUUGAGGAGUUUGUGGACGUGCAAGCUCCGAGGGAGGUAAACAUAGACUUCCAGACCCGAGAAGCCACGAGGAAGAACAUGCAAGAGCCAUCCCUGACUUGCUUUGACCAAGCCCAGGGAAAAGUGCACAGCCUCAUGGAGAAAGACUCUUACCCCAGGUUCCUGAGGUCCAAAAUGUACUUAGAUCUGCUGUCCCAAAGCCAGAGGAGGCUCAGUUAGACCUCAGAUGGGACUCUCGGAGAUCAUCGGCUUUCCCCUACCCCUUGCUGCCAAGACCAUAUUCUAAUGUGAAAUGUCAUAAGUGUUCAAAAGCAGAGGCAUUUAGUUUGGGAGGCUGGGAGAGCGAGAAAGGGGUGAAGGGCCAUUCCAAAGUAUGAUCCUGCCACCAGAGCUUGGACCCUGUUCCAUGUACCCAUGUUUGCGUAUGGUUAGUGGUAGCCCCUUGCUGCUGUCCACCUUCUCUGGGUCAGCCACUUGUCCUCCAUAAUGCCUUGGGUCAUCUCCACUGAGAAGGCAGAUCUGCUAUGCUGGGCAAAUUUGUAAAUAAUGCAAAUGCAAUUUCCACCAUUCCCACACCCUCCUUGGUUAGGACUCCUGACCCUAAUUGGUCCUGCAUCUUUACGAGGAGCAGUUAGAAGAUACUGGCUCAUGUUUGUGAUUUAUUGUCAUAAUAUAAUGGCCAGUCCUAGGUGCUGGGCCCUCACAGUUUAGGAGAGAGGUCUCUGUGGAACUCUAGGUUUCCAGCACUGUCAUUGACAGGUGGCCUCUGGGCAAAGGGGCCAGCUCCAUGGAGUUGACUGUUUCUUUCCAUUUCUAUUAACCCAGUAUGAAAAGCUGUGACCACUGCCCUUCUUAGCCUAAGAAAUUCACGAGGCUCUCCUACCCUUGCAAUUCCAGAAAGGGUCUUGGGAGACAUCCCUCUUGACUUCUGAAGUGAAGCUGCUACCAGGAAAGACACAGCUUGCAAAUCUUCCUCAAUUCAGCUGAGAAGUUUUCCAAAAGUCAAAUGACCAGGGAAUGUAGUGUCAGUAGAUUUUUGUGCAAUGGGGCUCCACAGAACCUUCUUGUUGCUUAAUGUAUUCUAUGCCCUUGCCACCCUGUGGCACCAUGUAUCACUGAUUUCUUAGAAUGAGACAGCUUGGCAAAGGGAGGUAAAUCCCCCUAGUGCAGACAGUUCUCACAGUGCCUACUACUUUCCCUGUCUCUGCCCAUCACCCAUUCCAUGCAGGUCAUGUAGGUACGAUGGGGGAGAAUGGGAAUGUAGGCUGUCACUCUCUUUCCAGCUUGCUUCCUGGGAGCAUGCUUUCUUAGAUAGGUUCCUCUAAUGAGGACCACCUACUCAGCAGCUUCUUUCUUGAUCUUUGACCUUUUGGGAUUAAACAUACAGCAGAAGGUGAGGCUAAGAAGAGCACUAUGUACAUCUGGAUGUGGAGAACCUUCCUAAGAUGCUUUCAGGGGACCCUGGGACUGCUUUUGGAAAUGUGUUGGCAAACUCCCUUGGAGGAUGAGUGAGACACAUGGAACCUACUUUAGCUGCCCAGUCAAAGAGCUGACUUUGGCACAAGAUUGCAGUAUCAAGAAGAUGAAUCUUCAGUAAGAAGACCCGGAAGUGGAUGUGGAGUCUGGAAGAGGCUGCUCUCCAGAUGAACCGAAAUCAAGAGAAUGUGAUGGUGGCCCUAUGGGUAUUUCCCAGCCCAUGGAUUUGGAUUCACUGUAGAUCUCCAAAACUUUCGGCUUAACACAGUGAGACAGCACAUGAUUAGCCAUAAGCACUGGAGUGCAGGGUAAGAUUUAGACA
This is a messenger RNA of Talpa occidentalis (Iberian mole), 2233 nucleotides long. RefSeq names its product regulator of G protein signaling 8 (gene RGS8). The transcript has 6 exons. Lineage: Eukaryota; Metazoa; Chordata; Mammalia; Eulipotyphla; Talpidae. The record is from RefSeq and is a predicted model, not a curated record. Bases 58 to 654 code for a protein of 198 amino acids.